Molecule: messenger RNA, 808 nt
Organism: Benincasa hispida (wax gourd)
Lineage: Eukaryota; Viridiplantae; Streptophyta; Magnoliopsida; Cucurbitales; Cucurbitaceae
Product: AWPM-19-like family protein
Source: RefSeq, a predicted model, not a curated record
AUGAACUGUCCUUUGAUUUUUGUGGGAAAAGCACAACUUCUUGCUUAAAUAUAUCCAUCUCUCUUCUAAGCUCAAGGCAAGGAGGUAACUUCAUUCUCUCUCAUUUCCUGGCUUCUCUGAGCUCCAAAAAUCCAUGGCUACUCAGGUGCAAUCUGCAGUUUCUGUCCUUUUAGUCCUUAAUCUUGUACUUUACUUCAUCAUCACCGUCAUCGCUUCGUGGGCGGUAAAUCACGCGCUGGAGCAGUCUUUCGAAUCAGCAUCGACAUUGACAUUGCCAGCUCGGUUGUUUCCUAUAUACUUUCCGAUCGGAAACAUGGCGACGGGAUUCUUUGUUAUCUUCUCCUUGAUUGCUGGGGUUGUGGGAAUGGCAUCAUCAGCCACAGGAAUCACCAAUGUCACAAAAUGGAAUGCCUCAAAUGUUCACACAGCAUCUGUUUCCUCUCUUGCAACUUUUGCUGUUACUAUACUUGCUAUGGGGUUUGCAUGGAAAGAAAUUGAACUUGGUUGGACAAAUUCAAACUUGAGGACAUUGGAGGUAAUGACAAUAAUCACAAGUGCAACUCAGUUGUUAUGCACAGGCGCUGUUCAAAUUGGAGUCGAAGAGAUGAUUGUUUCCAACAACCGCCUUGCAGGAAGGGUUUGAAUGAAAUAACAAAAUUUCUUUCUUUAAAAAGAAAAAAAAAAGUCAUCUUGUAAUUUAAGCACUCUUUUGAUUUCUUUUUUCAAGUUUUCAUGUAUUCAUUUCGUGUGGAUUUGAUGUUGGGAUGAUUUGGCAAAAAUGUCAUCUAUCACAUUUGAAUUUCUUUUC